AUGAAAAGAGGGAAAGAUGAGGACAGAAUUAUGGUACCAAUGUUUCCAAGGCUUCAUGUGAAUGAUACUGAUACGGGAGGGCCAAGAGCACCUCCAAGAAACAAGAUGGCCCUUUAUGAGCAGCUCAGCAUCCCUUCACAGAGAUUCAGUCAUGGGGUGUCGCCCUUCAACCCUACCUACACUUCUAACCUAGAGCCUUCUGCUUCUUCAAGUCAGGGGACUGGGAAGGAAAGGAGUAAGUUUUUCUCACUUCAGCUGCCUCCUAGACAUCAAGCUGAGAAGUCAUACAGCCAAUAUUCAAAUUUGAGUACCCCGUUAACACAAGUUCAGCAGAAAAAGAAGUUAGAUGAAGAUGAUUUUACAGUUCCAAUCUUCUCUGAAUCCCAUUCAAAUCAAGAUCAUGGUAAAUAUUUUAGUGAUUUGGACACAAAAAAAUUCUCUCCCUCCAACUGUGCUGAUACCAAUUACACAUUGAAAUUUCCAAAAGUGGCUGAUAAAGAUCUAAAACAGACUGGCAUGGCUGUAGGAAGUUGCAAUCAAGAAGGAAAAUGCCUCAAAGAAGUGAAUACGAGAGAUUUUGUGGCUUCUCAGGAGCAAAUAGAUAAAGCCCGCUUAAAUUUAUCAUCACUAAAUAAAACUGAAGGUUUGAGGAAACAAAUUGAUGCGUCUCAGUCUGAUGAACCAAGAGAUAAUCCAGCUAAUAGUAUCGACAGAUUACAAAAGGUUGAUAAUAAUAUAAUUCCGGAGUUGUGUGCCGAGUCACAACCUGCAGGCUCUGUCCACAGUAAUGCUGUUAUGAGGGAUUCUAGUUUCGGCAUAAAUAAUAGACAUUCUUCUUCAUUCGGGGAUUUCCCAUUAGAAGAGCAAGAUGUUAUUCAUGAUUUGAGUGAUGAUACGACUUCUCAUGAAAAAGGUUCAUGUAGGUCGCCCCAAAUGGGAAAUAUUGACAGGGUCGAUAGCAUGUCUGAGACUUCUAUGGUGGAUUCUUUAUCUGGACUGGAUAUAUCUCCUGAUGAUGUCGUAGGAAAAAUAGGCCAGAAACAUUUCUGGAAAGCCAGGCGAGCUAUUACCAAGUAA
Messenger RNA from Fraxinus pennsylvanica, 1077 nucleotides. Lineage: Eukaryota; Viridiplantae; Streptophyta; Magnoliopsida; Lamiales; Oleaceae. The record is from the annotation of a GenBank genome assembly.